Molecule: messenger RNA, 2004 nt
Organism: Chaetomium globosum CBS 148.51
Lineage: Eukaryota; Fungi; Ascomycota; Sordariomycetes; Sordariales; Chaetomiaceae
Exons: 2
Coding region: 1-2004 (667 amino acids)
Biological process (GO): maturation of SSU-rRNA
Cellular component (GO): 90S preribosome
Molecular function (GO): RNA helicase activity; ATP binding; nucleic acid binding
Source: RefSeq, a predicted model, not a curated record
AUGGACAUCCUAAGAGUCUUGUCUCGCGGCAUCAAGCCAAACCCGAAAAGCAAAGCCCAAGCCGGAGGUGCCACCACCCAGCUCCCCUCGGCCGGCGCUCUCCCCCGUCCGCAGCUCUUCCACGACCCCGUCGGCUCCCGCGGCAAGAAGAGGAAAAGAAGACGGGGCGCCCAGGAUGAUGAGCCGGAAGGAGACGACCAAGAGCUCAGCGAUGUCGAUUACUUCGCGCCGAAGAAGGCCGCCCCGGAAGCUGCGCCGACCGACGUCGAGGAGUCCCCUAAGAAACGCAAGAUCAAGCUACUAGACGAGGACGAGUGCCGCCAGAUUCUGCGGUCGCAUCGUCUCAAACUCACAAUACUAUCGGACCAACCCCAAGCCGAGGCGAAGACGGAGGCGGAAGAGCCAGCGUCGAAGAAGAAGAGCAGCAAGAAGAAAAAGAAGGAAACUGAAGGCAAAGACAAGAAGGACAAGAAGGACGAGCACAAGAAGCAGAUCUUCCCACAGCCGCUUACCUCCUUUGGCGAGCUGCGACACACCUACGACGUGUCCCCGCAGCUGGCAGCGAAUAUCGCUGCGCAGGGCUUCCGCGUGCCGACCGAAGUGCAGAUGGCCAGUCUCCCUCUCCUACUGCAGCCAACCACGGCGCUGAAGAAGUCUGAGGGGGCGGAUAUUCCCAACAUCGACAACGGGGCAGACUUUCUUGCCGUUGCCCCUACAGGAAGCGGCAAGACCAUCACAUUUCUCAUCCCGGCAAUUGAUGGGGUUCUGAGGCGACGUGCGGAGGAGGGGCGGGAUACCGACCAGCACGUACUGGAGGCGGUCGUCGUUGCACCGACGAGGGAGCUAGCGACUCAAAUUGUGAAUGAGGGACGGAAGUUGGCUAUCGGGACUGGUGUACGGGUGGUGCUGAUGAAGCGGGCUCUGAAGCUAGACGUGGAGGAGGUAGCGGACGAAAAGAGCAAGGACUUAGAAGAAGGCAGCGGGAGCGAGCAGGGGAGCGGUGACGAAGAAAGCGAGGGCGAGGAAGAGUCAGAAGGGGAAGAGGGCAAAACAAGCAAGGAGGCCAAGCCGCUCGCAAGGGUCGAUAUCCUCGUAACGACACCUAAGAUCCUGCUCAAUUUCUUGUCUGGGAAAGCUGGUGCUCGAAGGCUCCUACCUUCGGUCAGGUCCCUCAUCCUCGACGAGGCCGACGUCCUCCUGGAUCCCCUCUUCCGCAAACAAACCAUGGCUAUCUGUCGCGCCUGCACCCACCCCAACGUCGCUCUGACCUGCUGGUCCGCCACCAUGGCCUCCAACGUCGAGGCCCUCGUCACCAAACACCUUCUCCAAGCGCGCCAAGAAGACCGACAGCCCACCCCCGCCCUCCACGACGAGCUCAAGUACGACAUCCCCCUCGAAGCGGGCGGCUCGGCACGAGUCGCGGUCCUCCACUCCUCCAUGGCCGACUCCGCCCGCUCCAAGAUCAUGGCGCGGUUCCGCGCGGGCGAGGUAUGGGUCCUCGUCACGACCGACGUGCUCGCGCGCGGCGUCGACUUCGCCGGCGUCAACGGCGUCGUCAACUACGACGUGCCGACGUCGGCCGCCGCCUAUGUGCACCGCGCCGGGCGCACGGGGCGCGCGGGCCGCGAGGGCGGCGUCGCCGUCACCUUCUACACCAAGGACGACAUCCCCUUCGUCAAGAGCGUGGCCAACGUCAUUGCCGCGAGCGAGAAGCAGGCCGGGGUCCAGGCCGAUGGCGGCGGUGGCGGUACCGUGCAGAAGUGGCUGCUGGACGCGCUGCCCAAGGUGGCCAAGGAGGAUAAGCGCAAGUUGAAGGUGCGGGGUGUCGAGUCGCGGCGCACGGGCGGCAAGGCGACCAUUACGACCAAGAGCUCGUGGGAGCGGCGGCGGGAGCAUAACCGGGCGCAGGCGGUCGAGGCGAGCAAGAGGCGGAAGAGGCAGCGGCGGGAGGAGGGGCCGGCGGCGGGUGAGGCGGAGGGGGAGUGGGGGGGGUUGGAGGACUGA